Molecule: messenger RNA, 3455 nt
Organism: Ostrinia nubilalis (European corn borer)
Lineage: Eukaryota; Metazoa; Arthropoda; Insecta; Lepidoptera; Crambidae
Gene: pll
Product: serine/threonine-protein kinase pelle
Exons: 10
Coding region: 79-1530 (483 amino acids)
Biological process (GO): signal transduction; protein phosphorylation
Molecular function (GO): ATP binding; protein binding; protein kinase activity
Source: RefSeq, a predicted model, not a curated record
UCAUCCAAAUUGUUUUGCGCGUGUUGUUUGUGUGUGUAAAGUCGUACCUAAGAAAAUUUAAGGAAAACCUUUGAAAAAAUGUAUAUUUACGAUCUGCCGUAUGAAAUUAGAAGAGAAUUGUGUAGAUUAUUGGACGAUGACAAUGUUUGGAAGGAACUGGCUGACAAUAUGAGCUACAAAGCAUUUGAAAUUAAAGAAAUAGAACAAAUGGCCCACCGUAACUGUAAGUCAUCGACGGACCAGCUAUUCACAAACUGGGGCCAACUCAACCACAGAGUCGGAGAACUCUUUAUUUUACUGUACCGCAUGAAGCACAUACCAGCUUUACGGGUACUUCUACCGGUGGUGGAGAGUAAAUACCAUGCGCUGUUGACGAAGAUCUGCCCUACCGGAGGACGGGACAAAGACACAUCUGUUAUUGAAGAUAAAAACAACAAAAAGCAAAAGGUUCACACAGAAGACUCUCUGAUACCAAUACCAGUGAAGCUGAUUGAACAGGGUGUACCUCUGCCGACUUCCAGCGGGGGUCUCGUCGACUCGCCUACAGACGAUGACUUCGAUAUUAGUAAGACAACGUCAUCAACAGAUAGCAGAGAGAACGAUAUCCGAGCAGAAAUCAUGCGCAACGUGGCAGCUAUACCUAUGUUGAAGUACGAAGAACUGAAGGAAGCUACAGGCAACUGGAGCGCAAGCAAUUUGCUUGGACAGGGCGGGUUCGCGCAGGUGUUUAAAGGUGAAUGGAAGCAACUGACAGUAGCUGUGAAGAGGCUGCGAGCAACAGACGCGAGAGACAGGGAACUCAUAAGGGAGCUGUGUCUCAACCAGUACCGACAUGACAACAUAGUGCCUCUGUAUGGAUACAGCUGUGGAGGUGCAGAAGUAUGUCUAGUGUACCAGCUAAUGGCGGGCGGGUCUUUGGAAGUGCGCCUGCGCGGAAGAAACAACAUAGCGCCGCUGUCGUGGCCGCAGCGGCAUAAAAUAGCGCACGGUGUUGCCCGAGGCCUCCAAUUCCUUCACACCAUGACGAGUACGCCGCUCAUCCAUGGGGACAUCAAGCCAGCGAAUAUUCUCUUAGAUCAGUGCCUCAUACCGAAGAUUGGCGACUUUGGAUUGGCAAGAAAGGGACCUUAUGGAGAUAAUAGGACGCACUUUAAAGUUUCUAGGGUCCACGGCACGCGUCCCUACCUCCCCGACGAAUAUCUUCGCUCGGGCUGUCUAUCACCAGCAGUGGAUGUGUUUUCCUUCGGCGUGGUGCUAUUGGAACUGGCCACGAGUCUGAGGCCGGCGGAUGCUUCGCGUCCCAUACAAAAGCUGGCGGACUUCAUGAGAGUGCAGAAGGAACAGCGACAGGACACGGCUCAAUACGAAGACCGCGUGCUCUACGGAACUCCGCACUCGAACCCGCAACUAUGCCGCGAGUUCAUAAACAUGGGCAUCCACUGCACCAGCUAUCAGCGCAACGAACGGCCCAAAAUGUUGGAAGUGUACAAACGGUUGGAUAGCAUGAUGCACCCGCCUAAAGCUACGUGAAGAUUGGUGAGUUCAAGUAUAUGUAACUUAGUCCAAGAAGGCCAAGUCCAAUGUAAAAAAGAUAAGUCCGAUGUAAAUGGGAACAACUCCAAGUCCGGUGUAAAAAGGAACAACGCCAAUGUAUAAAUGACAAUGACGUAAAAAAGUUUAUGAAAAAUGUAUUUUCUUUUUGUUUUUGGACUUUUACACAAGGUGCUACAGUUUAAAUUAAUAUGGUUACUAUUGUACUUUAAUUCAUGAACAUGGGCAUUGGGCAUCCACUGCACCAGCUAUCAGCAUAACGAACGGCCCAAAAUGUUGGAAGUGUACAAACUGUUGGAUAGCAUGAUGCACCCGCCUAAAGCUACGUGAAGAGACUGUGGUUAGUUCAAACAAGUCCAAUGUAAAAAGCAACAAAGACAAGUCCGAUGUAAAAAGGUACAACAAGUUAAAGUAAAUAACGUGGUUAAUAUUUACCAUUGGUUGAGGGUCAAAACUGAAGCGAAGGGACUCAAACGCGACAUUUAUGUAUUGCUUUUAGACUUUUAGUAAUGUACUUUUAGUACACAAAUAUAUCUAGAUGUUUUAGCUAAGAUACGACACUGUAUUAUAUCAAACGUUUAACAGUUGACAAGUCUAGAAGUCUACAAUAUUAAAACCAAUUAGAUUUAAGGCUAAAAUCACUCAAAUUAUAUGAUAAGUAAAUAUAAAUAAGUAAUGUGCCUCUUAAUAAAAAGAUAACUAUUGUUAAUUAUUUAAGUAUAAUUAUGUGAUCGUCCGUCUAAAUAAAACGUAUUUAUGCCAGAAAAUACGGCAAUAUAUUUUUUUAAUUCGAUAGUAUGAUAUAAUUUUUCUUGAUGAUGUUUUGUAAUUUUGAAGCACAAAAAAUUUUUACACCAUGAUCUAUUUACGCACUAUGGCCAUGGUGGUAAAAUUAAUAUUUUUUGAAAACACAUAAUAUGGUAUUGUGCCUUAUAAAUCUUAUUCUUCCAAUACGAUUAAUGUAUUAUUUUUACCUGUAUAAUUAUGUUUAAUAUGCUUUUUUAAAGUCUGUCUAGUCUUCCAUUUUAAAAUAAGUAUUUUCGUAAAUAUUAUAUUUACUAACAAUUUAAAUCAAAUAAAAUGUUUCUAGCUUUUAUUUGCGAUAAGAAUUUAUAAAAUAGUUAAGUUUAUUUAAGUACAUUCUUACUUAAAUCUUUUAUGAAUGAGAAAUAAAUAUUUUAAGUAAAACAUGAAAUGAAACACUCUUGUAGGUUGUUGAACUUGUAUUUCAGCACCACUGAUUUACACAAUUCCGACAUUAUGACGUCAACCUAAUAGUACCUCUCGCUUCGAACGCUCAAAUCGAACUGACUGUCCAGCGGCAUGCCAGCGAUAAGGUAACUUCCCCUUCCAUCAGUGAAAGUCGACCGGUUCAAAACGACUUAUCGACGGCAUGCCCCGGAACUAGUCAAAUGCAAUACUUAUUUCAUAAUUAGCUGUUUUUUAAUUUUUAAAAUACUAAAAUGUAUACAAUAAAAAUCUAAAAUAAUUAUAUUAAAUAAUAAAUAUGAAAUAAUUGGAUGUAAUACACAAUAAAUUCUAAAAUCAUUCUAAUGUCUGCAAAAUGCCUAGGAAGUAAUCAAAUAAAGUAUUUUAAUUUAAUAAUGGGUUUUAGGGUUCUUCUAAAAUACAAUAAAAAUACUAAAAUUGUUGCAAUAACUAUUUAAAAGUAACCAAUAAUCGUAUAAAAUACAAUAUAAAUUCUAAAAUCAUUACAUUCGGCCAUCCGACACCGUGAUGCCUCCCGGCAUUCACGUCUAAUAAGGAUUUAUUCUAAAAUCAUUAAUAUUACUUUUCAAAACAAUAUGGAGCAUAUAUAGUAGAAUGAUAAACAAUUCUAUGACAACUUGUUAACAAGUGUUUUAACAUUAAUAAUGUAUUUUAGAAACUAUAUUCUUCAUAUU